Messenger RNA from Lasiodiplodia theobromae, 1101 nucleotides. RefSeq names its product Phosphatidyl synthase protein. Gene Ontology annotation, cellular component: mitochondrion; membrane. Gene Ontology annotation, molecular function: cardiolipin synthase activity. The record is from RefSeq and is a predicted model, not a curated record. Gene Ontology annotation, biological process: cardiolipin biosynthetic process. The coding region runs from base 1 to 1101 and encodes 366 amino acids. The transcript has 2 exons. Lineage: Eukaryota; Fungi; Ascomycota; Dothideomycetes; Botryosphaeriales; Botryosphaeriaceae.
AUGGCAGCAUUUCCGCAAGGAUACCAUGCUCCUCCAUUCCACCCCUGCGCACAUCUGCUAACGAGUCAUGUUUACCAGCCCCAACCAAAAAAGCCUCUGAUUGAGAAGACCAAGGAAAUCCGGAACCAGCUGAAGUCGCUGACGACACACGAGGAGGUCUGGAACGUACCCAACGUCCUCACCUUCUCGCGACUCAUAGCAGCCCCUGCCGUGGGCUAUCUUAUUCUGCACGACCACCAUGCCUGGGCUCUGGGCCUCUUCGCCUACGCCGGCAUCACCGACCUCCUCGAUGGAUGGAUCGCUCGUCGAUGGAAGUUGCAGACGGUCGUCGGCAGCGUCGUCGAUCCCAUGGCCGACAAGCUCUUGAUGGCCAUCACCGUUGGUUGCCUUGCAGCCAAGGGAGCUUUGCCCGGUUCCCUCGCCAUCUUGAUCUUCGGUCGCGACGCCGCCCUCGCCAUUGCUGCCAUCUACUUCCGCUACGCCUCGCUGCCCUCGCCCAAGACGUUCGCUCGUUACUGGGAUUUCUCGUUGCCGUCCGCUGAGGUCCACCCGACGACGGUAUCCAAGUUCAACACCUUCCUCCAGCUUGCCCUGAUCGGAUUGACUCUUCUCUUCCCUGUCCUUGCGUCCUCCUCUACCCGUGAUGCGCUCGCCGACCCCGCCUCCUCAAAUUCUUUUGCCACAGAAGGAAGUCGAUCCGGUUCCGCUGACGCCUCUGGAUCUCCCUUCACCCCAACUCCCCCUUCCACCACCACUGGACCCACCGCAACCUCAACCACAGCCGACCCGACUCAAGGUGAAUCCAGAAAACCAAUCCUCCCCUCAGCCAUCUACAAAGCCACGGACGCAGGAACACUCUCCUCCGCCGUGACCGCCUUGCAGAUUCUUGUCGGUGUUACCACGGUGUGGAGUGGUUUCAGUUAUGCCGUCCUCAAAAAUGCGGUGACUAUUUUAGGAUCCAACGAGGCGCUGAAAAAGCGGCAAGGCGCAAGAGGGAGGGCGAUCAUCGGGGCAAGUUUUGGAUUGGUAUGUCUCGGUGCCGCUUGGUGGGCUGUCAGGGCGCAGCAACUCAACGAAGAAAGGAACGAUCAGGCACAAUGA